AUGAAAAUAAAUUUAUUCAAUCCUAAGACCAAGCAUACUUACUUUAGUAGAUCCACUAGAGCCACCUCUAUGAUAUCACUCAAGAAAGUGGACGAAUCUACCUUAGGAACUGUUGGGAACUGGGCAUAGGCUACUCUGCCCUAAGUAAAAAAGAAAGAAAAUAAAAUACAAUCCAGUUAUCAAGAAGAUUUUAAUUUUCUAAGGGAUCGAGAUAAAUUAUUUAAGAUCAAUGAUGAUGACAACUCUCCAUAUAACAAUAGAAAGUAGUAGUCAUUAAAAAUUCUGUCUCAAAUCGAUUUAAAUGAUGCAAAUGAUUUAGAAGAGAGAUUCACAUUUGUCUUAAAGUAAUCAAUUUAUUAUGUCAAUCCAAGAUAUCUGCGACAAUCAAAAAUUGGGAACCUGUACAAUGUAGCUGUUUUUACAUAUGCAUAUAUAUUAGAAAAAUAGUUCCUAUAUGAUAAGGCCAUCUUAAUUUGGUAAAAAUAUUUAGUAUUUUGCAACUCAAAUCGAGUUUAUCGUUACAAAAUUAUUGCUUACAAACACCUAGUAGAACUUUCACUUUUGAUUCAUAACUUCAGGAAGGCUUUGAAUUAUUCCAAGAAACUCAUCAAAUACGCAUUAUUCUUUAAUGAAUCUAAUUACGAAUUAAAUGCCUACGAUUAAAUAGGCAAGAUAUUUUAUUACAUCAAAGAGUAAUAGUUAGCCAAGGCCUUCCAUGAAAAAUUUAUGGUUGGAGAACCUAUGCCGGUUGAAAAUAAGAUUCGAUAUGCUGUUGUCAGGAUGAUUGAAUACAAAAUAAGAUAAAAGCAAUCUAUUGGUUAAAUUGAUACUGACAGUGAAGAUGAUUUUGAAUUAGAAAAAUUAGUUGAACCUAAAACUUUGGAAUUUCAUCCUACUAGAUUUAAAGAUGCACUACUUAAAUACAAGCACUUAUGGGGACAUGUAUAAAAAUAAAGUGAACCCUUAGGACCUAUGAAUGUAUUGACUUUUGAUAAAAGACUUUUCCAAAGAGAAUACUUUACUUAGUUGAGUAAUAACAAUAGUGUUAAAAGUUUCAUUCUAAAUAGCAACAUCUCAAUAAAAAAGAAUAAUUUGUAAAAAAUUAUUGAUAAAUUAAUAAAUGACAUAUAAACUUUUUGA
Messenger RNA from Paramecium tetraurelia, 1140 nucleotides. RefSeq lists its product as uncharacterized. The transcript has a single exon. The record is from RefSeq and is a predicted model, not a curated record. Lineage: Eukaryota; Ciliophora; Oligohymenophorea; Peniculida; Parameciidae.